Leptopilina heterotoma is the source of this 5069-nucleotide messenger RNA. RefSeq names its product protein groucho-like. NCBI's taxonomy places the organism in Eukaryota, Metazoa, Arthropoda, Insecta, Hymenoptera, Figitidae. The transcript is spliced from 12 exons. Gene Ontology annotation, biological process: negative regulation of canonical Wnt signaling pathway; regulation of DNA-templated transcription. Bases 918 to 3275 code for a protein of 785 amino acids. Gene Ontology annotation, cellular component: nucleus; transcription regulator complex. The record is from RefSeq and is a predicted model, not a curated record. Gene Ontology annotation, molecular function: transcription corepressor activity; protein binding.
UACGGAAGAGAGAGGAUCGUUUCGUCUCAUAUUCCUGUUUAUAAAAUAAAUUUUUAACAAAUAAAUUUUUAUUCUCUAACAUUUUUGUUUUUUUCUCCAUUUUUUUAAUACAAGAAAAAAAGAAGAAGAGAAAGAUCAUAAGAUAGCAAUGAUCGUUAAAUUGGAUUAUAAGUGACAACAUUCUUCCCAAAGGAUUAAUCUUUUUUUUUUUAUUCAAGUGUUUGUGAAUUUGGAAAAAUUAAAUAUCGCGCGUGACAUAAAUAAUAAGUGUCUAUAAUAAAAGUGAGUGAAUUUUCGAAAGAGAAAAAUUUGCCGAAUGAUAAAUUUGGCUGAGUUUGUGUUUUCCUCUUUUUAAGAGGAAAAAUAUAUUUGAUUUUUAUUUCUUUUUUUUUUUUGGAAUCAUUGUUCGAGAAAAGAAGAGCGUCUCUCUUUCUCUCACUCGCACCUUGUGCUUCCACGCUCCGUCGGUCUUUUUCCCAGUUUGCCAAGUGUUAAGGUCUCUUUCUACCUUAUCGACCGUCAUCGUUCGUUGGCGUUGUUUCUCACUCUCAGCUUUUUUUUUCUGCUGUGGGGAAACAAAAAUUCUUCUCCAUGAGGUGCUAAUUUUGGAUUUAAUGUGAAUUUGGAUGGAAAAUUACGAUACAUAUCUCACUUAGUGGUGUGUUUUAUUCCAUUUCUGGGGGUUGUAUUUUCUAUUUGUUUUUUUCAAAGGGGGGGUUUUGUAAUUAGUGUUGUUGGUAAUAAACGUGUGAUUUUUUUUCUUUGAUGGUGAUUUAGUGAAUCGCGAUGAGGGUAUUUUUUGAAAAUCGCGUUGUGCACUGAUGCAACUUUUGGAUAUAACGGUGUUGCAAGAAAGAAUAAGACAAAGAUAAAGGACCCGUAGUGUUUUCUGCGGAUUUUUUUUGGAACACAGGAAAAUGUAUCCAAGCGCUGGUAUUAAUGCCGCCGCGGUGGCUGCUGCUGCAGCUGCUAGACAUCCGGUCCCUCCACAGCAUGGGCAACCGUUUAAAUUUUCAGUAACCGAGUCCUGUGAUCAAAUAAAGCAAGAAUUCAAUUUUCUUCAAACCCAAUAUCACAAUUUAAAAUUGGAGCUUGAAAAGCUGGUUCAAGAAAAGACGGAUCUACAGCGCCACUAUGUUAUGUAUUACGAGAUGGCGUACGGUCUCAAUGUGGAAAUGCACAAACACACUGAAAUUGCGAAGAGAUUGAACGCUAUCAUUGCUCAGAUUUUGCCUUAUCUCUCGCAAGAGCAUCAACAACAAGUGGCCACUGCAGUUGAAAGAGCAAAACAAGUGACGGUGUCAGAACUCAAUGCCAUUAUCGGGCAACAAAGGCCGGAAGUACCGAGAAUAUUCGCUCAACAGAUGCCACCGACAGCUGCAAUUGGUCCACAUCCAGGACUGGCAGGUCUUCCUGGCCUUGGUCCUGGAAUUCCAGUUCCAACUUCCGCCUCGGCAGCACUCCUUGGCCUAGGCAUUCCCGGCGGAGCAAAUCCCGGUGGAAAUUCCGCUCAUCCUUUAUCAAUAAUGCCAAAACCAGAUCUCCAUCGAGGACAAAAUGAGGACAUCAAACCUAAUGGAGGUCUGAAUCCAGCUGAAGAGAGGCAUAGAAACUCAAUAUCGCCAGUAGAUCGUGAAAAGUAUAGUAGACCAAGAAGUACACCAGAUUCCCAGCAUCAUGACCACAUUACGUUAAAAAAGAUGAAGAAAGAACAGGACAAGGACACAGGCCAUCAAAGCGAUGGUGAGAAGAGUGAUCAAGACCUGGUUGUUGAUGACGCAAGCGAAGGACCAAACAGUCCUGCCGCUAAUGGAACAUCAUCACCAAGGGAAAAUGGUCUUGACAAACAUGGUCCAUCUAAUGUUCCAAUGAACAAUCAAGUUAAAAAAGAAGUUCCACCUCCAUCACCUCGAAGUGGUACCAGCAGCAAUGCCAGUACACCAUCAGCCAAAAAAAUGGAAGAACGAGAAAAACCAUCGACACCAAUCUCAAAACCAGUCACACCAACAUCCGCAGAUAUGUUUUCAGGGGGAAGUAGUUCCGGUUCAGGUGGUAUGAAACCUUCGAGUUCGAGUAAACCAAUGGUGCCGGCAUCGCCAGUGGGUCCUUAUCCGUCACAUUAUCCACCACAACAUCAUCCACCCACAGGACCGCAUGUAGAUAUGCUGGGUUAUCCAGCGGGAGCUCUCAACGGAUUCCCUGCAAGGCCACCGCUUCAGCAACUCUAUGAUCCUCAUGGAGGAAUGAGAGCACCCCUCGGUCCACUAGGAGUGCCUGGUGGUAAACCAGCCUACAGCUUCCAUGUCUCGAGUGAAGGUCAAAUGCAACCCGUGCCUUUCCCACCUGAUGCGUUAAUCGGAGCCGGCAUUCCACGACACGCUCGUCAGAUCAACACCUUGACCCAUGGAGAGGUUGUAUGUGCAGUAACGAUCUCAAACCCGACAAAGUACGUCUACACAGGAGGUAAAGGCUGCGUCAAAGUCUGGGACAUUAGUCAAGGCGGCAGCAGUAGUGCAAAACCAGUUUCCCAGUUGGACUGUCUGCAACGGGACAAUUAUAUUAGAUCGGUGAAACUUUUGCCCGAUGGCAGGACACUUAUAGUUGGUGGUGAAGCGAGUAAUCUCAGUAUCUGGGAUUUGGCGAGUCCCACGCCAAGAAUUAAAGCCGAAUUGACAUCAUCAGCGCCUGCAUGUUACGCAUUGGCAAUAUCGCCCGACUCAAAGGUUUGCUUCAGUUGUUGCAGCGAUGGCAACAUUGCCGUUUGGGAUUUACAGAAUCAAACGCUUGUGAGACAAUUCCAAGGCCACACAGAUGGAGCAUCAUGCAUCGAUAUUUCAGCAUGUGGCUCGAAAUUGUGGACUGGUGGUUUGGAUAAUACUGUGAGGUCAUGGGAUUUACGUGAGGGUAGACAAUUGCAGCAACAUGACUUUACUUCGCAAAUAUUCUCUCUUGGCUAUUGUCCCUCUGGGGAAUGGCUGGCGGUGGGAAUGGAGAACUCGAAUGUUGAAGUACUUCACGCCACGAAACCUGACAAAUAUCAACUUCAUUUGCACGAGUCUUGCGUUCUAUCAUUGCGCUUUGCUUCCUGUGGCAAAUGGUUCGUGUCCACUGGAAAGGAUAAUCUACUUAACGCCUGGCGUACGCCUUAUGGGGCUUCGAUAUUCCAGUCGAAAGAAUCAUCAUCAGUGCUGAGCUGUGACAUCUCGACAGAUGACAAAUACAUUGUGACUGGAUCUGGUGACAAGAAAGCAACAGUCUAUGAAGUGAUAUACUAAUCUCAAUCGUCUUGUUAAUAUAAUUAUUUUUUGAAGUCUAAGCUUGUUAAGAUAUUUAUGGAAUUAGAAUGCGUCGUGUCAUAUACAAAAAAAUGGAAUAAAUGAAAAAAAGCGAUGAUAGAGAGAAUACGUUUGAUUCUGUGACGAAACUGAGAUUCCACAGUAUCUGUUAUUUGAAAUUUUGCUGAAAACUUAAUUUCAAAUUUUCUUUUAACGAGAUUUUCUCGUAUAUUUUUUUUUCUUUUUUUUACUGCAAGCUUCAGUUUUAUUUUUCAUUCUGUCAGCGCUGACGGAAUCAGGAUCAACCCGAAUUACGGACUGAAUUCUCAAUUAAGAGAAUGAAUUAGAAAAGCAGAGUUUAACAAUUGAAGUUAUAUUGAAAUUUUUCUAUAUAUAAUAUAAAUAUAUAUAUGGACAAAAGUGUAAGUAGGUGUAUAAGUUUGUAUAGAACCUAAAUAUAAGUAGAGAGCUGAAAGCGUUAAUAGAAAGUGAGAGAAAGAAAUAUGUAUGAAUUUUCUUGUAACAUAGAAUUUUAUUAUCUUUUAUGUAUGACUGCAAUGCAAUUUAACUCCGCGUGACAAUGGGAGGGAUAUUAUAUUAUAUAAAUUUUAAUGUUCCCACGUAAAAUGAAAAGACAAAAAAAAUUCUUCUCGAUCUGAAAAUAAAGAAAAAAAAAGAAUUUGUAUUAGAAUGAACGAAAGCUAAAUUAUUUGUAAAACGUAGGAAAAUGUAAAUGCGGAGAAUUAGCAGCGAGUCAUUUUAAUGCGUUUUUACGCGAUUUCUUAUACUGUAUGCAGGUGAUGAUGCGUUCACACACAAAAAAAAAUAAAAUGAAAUGAAAAAUAAAAAACAGAGCGUUCGACGAUUUACUAUUUCGCUGACUGACGUCGUUUGUGGUAGUGCUCUCGAUUAAGAAUUAUAAAGCGUAACGGUGCACUUACAGAGGCAAGCUCUUUGCGAGAUAUUUAACGAGAUAUUUUUGUGACUAUCGGUAAUAAUCUUGCGCUUACCUGGUGGAUAAGAAUCGAUUUUGUCGACCCCGAAAAAAAUUUGUAUCGACUUUAUAGUGAUUUUAGUCCGCUGUGCUAAGUAAGGAGCUUGAUAGGAAUCCACUCGUAAUUUCUCAGUAUAAGCUGGAGGCCUCUUUCAUAGGGUAUUAGAUAACGUGUUAUUAUUCAAAGCCAGCUAUGAGAGAACAGAUACAGACAAGGAUAUUUAUAUUUUGUUACAGGAUACACACACAUGUACAAUGUCAUUGACUGUGAUUAUUGCAAAAUUCGAUUUUUUCCCCCAUUUUUAAUUCAUUUUGGAAAAAAUUAAGGACAAAAAACAAAUGAACAGAAUUUUUUUUAAAAAUGUAUCGUUAAUAUUAAAAAAAUUUUAAACUAUAAAGGAAAAAUAGAUUUUUGAAUAAUCACAGUUUCGAUAUAAUAGACCAAUAGAAACAACGAUACCUCAAAUCUUCAAUAGUUAGUUAUCACUAACGAAAUAACUGUACAAAGCAAUAUUCUUUUACAGUAAACAAAAGAACAAAAUUUUAAUAAUUGGAUAAUUGUUUUAAUUUUACAAUAUUGCCUCCAUCAUUGGACUGUAUCUCCGAGCUCGCCUUUUACAUACCCUUUAUUUCGCAUGAGUCGAAAAAAAAUGUUACGUUUUUAUUUUGAAAAAAAGUAUCAUUUCCAAGCGCAGUUCAUGUUGUUCCUAGCUAUACAAAAAAAUUGUUUCUUUUGGCAAUUAAAUCAUAUAUAUAUAUAUGUAUAUAUUACAUAUAUAUAUUUACAAUUCAUAAUAAAA